Messenger RNA from Paramuricea clavata, 880 nucleotides. Lineage: Eukaryota; Metazoa; Cnidaria; Anthozoa; Malacalcyonacea; Plexauridae. The record is from the annotation of a GenBank genome assembly.
AUGUCUCCCACGUCGAUCAACUCUCUGUUGUCGCAAGGUACGUUGAUAAAGAUGGGAAUCCCCAAGAACGCCUCAUUGAUAUCAAGGAGAUCCAUGACAAGCCCGGAGAAGGCCAUGCUCAAGGAAUCCUUUCUUCUCUGACUGAAAAUCCAUUGAUACAGAUAACAGAGUUUUCCAGUCAUAUGAUUAUACUUCGUCCAUAUCUGGGGUCUUCAAGGGAGCACCACUGUGGAGCAUGGCUGUGAAGCGAGUGUUGCUGUGUGCAAAAAGUUUGAAAUCCUGCAAGAGCUGUUUGUCUUCUUUACUUCCAGUAAAAAAAGAUACAGCGUGUUUCAUGACAAAGUGAAGGAAAACUAUAGUGGUGGAGCAUUGGAAUUGAGAAAUUUAUCUGCAACAUGUUGGAGCACCUGUGCAGAUUCAAUAGCUGUUUGGUUCAAUAGCUGUUUGGUUCAAUAGAUUCAAAGCUGUUUGGUUGAGUUUUGAUGAAAUAACCCAAGGGCUGGAAGAAUUAGAAGAUUCUGAUGACAACAAAAUGAAAGCAAAGGCUGAAAAUCUUCUGGCAAGAGUAAGAUCUUUUCAAUUUAUUGUCAUGGUUAUGUUUAUGAAGAAUGUGAUGAUAAAGACAAAAAUAUUGACAAAGCAAGUUCAGAGUGUCAACAUCAACAUUGUUGACAUUCUAGAAUCUGCUAAAGCAACCAUUUCUACGCUGCGCCACUUACAUAAUGAUGAACAAAACGUAAACAACCUGAUUACUGCUGCUGUAAAAUUUUCUGAACGCCAUGGAGUUGACGCUAAUGACGAAUACCAGCAACAUCAUCAUCACAGACGCCCAACAAGAGUGGACGAAAGACCAGAAACGGCAACAAACCUUAACCUCUAG